This is a messenger RNA of Kuraishia capsulata CBS 1993, 2436 nucleotides long. RefSeq lists its product as uncharacterized. Bases 1 to 2436 code for a protein of 811 amino acids. Gene Ontology annotation, cellular component: nucleus. Gene Ontology annotation, molecular function: preribosome binding; ATP hydrolysis activity; ATP binding. The record is from RefSeq and is a predicted model, not a curated record. NCBI's taxonomy places the organism in Eukaryota, Fungi, Ascomycota, Pichiomycetes, Pichiales, Pichiaceae. Gene Ontology annotation, biological process: ribosome biogenesis. The transcript has a single exon.
AUGGCAAAGCCGGGAAAGGGCUCUAAGAAGGGCUCCAUAUCUCGCGAGCUAGACAACAAGGUGUUGAAUCUGAUCGUGGACCUGCUGAAUGAGCAGUCAGCUGCCAAACAACAGACCGUCUCAGAUGUCUCGGGCCAGGAGACUUAUGAUCCUUACGACAACAUUGCGUUGGCUAAGGACCUCAAAUAUGACGAGAUCGUAGCAUAUUGUCGGUUUAAGGACAAGUCGUUUGUGCGGAUGAAGGAUGAGCAUAUGAGAGCUUCUAUAGAGCGCACUUGGAAAGUGCUGAAGGAAGAGGAAAUUGAAGAGAUGAAAAGUCUCGGAAUAGAGGCAAGAAUUGGAGACGAAGAUGAGAGUGAUGCUGAAAGACUUCUUAUUGAUGAAAAUCUCAUGGAAGUGAAAGACACCAAUGUAAUGAACAAGAGUGUGGUGAAUCUAUGGACGCUGGGCGAAACCAAACCAGAACAGGAGCCAUCGGAAUCCACAGAGGUGCCGAAAGCGGACGAAGACGGGAAGAAAAGCAAGAAGCGUUCUAAAGAGUCCAAAUCCAGUGGGUCGAAGCGUAUAAAGCCAGAGAAAGACCGGACCCCUCCUAGUCUUACGCUCAAGUCGCUUGGUGGUCUUGACGAUGUGAUUUCGCAGCUCAUGGAGAUCGUGGGAAUGCCUAUACUGCAUCCGGAAAUCAACAUCUCAAUGGGACUGCAACCACCUAGAGGAGUUCUUCUUCAUGGUCCGCCUGGUUGUGGAAAAACCACGAUUGCGAAUGCUCUCGCUGGUGAACUUCAGGUUCCGUUCAUCUCACUCAGUGCACCUUCUGUGGUGAGUGGAAUGUCCGGUGAAAGUGAAAAGAAAGUUCGUGAGAUCUUUGAUGAGGCUAAGUCCAUUGCACCAUGCUUAAUUUUCCUCGACGAAAUUGACGCAAUCACCCCGAAGCGUGAUGGAGGUGCCCAGCGUGAGAUGGAGAGACGGAUCGUUUCACAGUUGCUCACGUGCAUGGACGAGCUCUCGUUGGACAAAACUGACGGUAAGCCCGUAAUUGUCAUUGGUGCUACAAACAGACCAGAUUCUUUGGACGCAGCUUUGAGACGGGCUGGACGGUUUGAUCGUGAGAUCUGUGUGAACGUGCCCAGCGAGACCGCGAGAUUCCAUAUCCUCGCCUCGAUGAUGCAGGGAAUUAAGGUCAGUGGUGAAUUCGACCUUGUGGCAAUCGCCCGGAUGACUCCAGGCUAUGUCGGGGCCGAUCUCAAGUCCUUGGUAACGGCAGCUGGUAUUGCAGCACUGAAGCGUAUAUUUGGCAGUCUGAGUCAGGUGGAGCAGAUUCUUGCCCAGGAAGACGGAAUGGAGAUUGACGGAUCAAACAGCGUUAUUCCCGGUGAAAUUUCAACUAUACAGAGGUUUCUGACAAUGCAUCCUUCUCCGUUAACACCGGAACAAUUGGAGCCUCUGGCUAUCCAGCAGGAAGACUUCCUCACAGCAUUGCCAACUAUCCAGCCCACCGCAAAGCGUGAAGGUUUCGCAACAGUCCCAGACGUUACGUGGGCCAGUGUGGGUGCUCUUUCCAAUGUUAGAAUGGAGCUUCACAUGGCCAUUGUUCAGCCAAUCAAACACCCCAAGAUCUAUGAAAGAGUGGGUAUCACGGCACCAGCAGGAGUCUUGAUGUGGGGGCCUCCUGGUUGCGGUAAAACGCUCUUAGCAAAGGCUGUUGCCAAUGAGUCGAAGGCAAACUUCAUUUCCGUGAAGGGCCCCGAGUUGCUGAACAAGUAUGUGGGUGAAUCUGAAAGGGCCGUCAGACAAGUUUUCACGCGAGCACGGGCAUCGGUUCCGUGUGUGAUUUUCUUUGACGAAUUAGAUGCCUUGGUUCCAAGACGUGAUGCUUCUCUUAGUGAAUCCAGUUCAAGAGUUGUGAAUACUCUUCUGACCGAGCUAGACGGCUUGAACGACAGAAACGGUGUGUUCGUGAUCGGUGCUACCAAUAGACCGGAUAUGAUUGACCCUGCCAUGUUGAGACCAGGAAGACUCGAUAAGAGUCUCUAUAUUGAAUUACCUUCACCUGAUGAACGUCUGGAAAUUCUGACUACUCUCAUUCGCUCCAACGGUACACCUGUUGAUCCAAAUUUCGAUUUGGCAUUGGUGGCUCAUGACGAGCGUUGCAGGAACUUCUCUGGAGCAGAUCUCAGUUCUUUGGUCAGAGAGGCCGGUGUGGUUGCGUUGAAAAAACGGUUUUUCCGAGGUGUUGUUCCGGACGAGGCCAAUAUUCAGGACGAGGAUCAUUCCAAGAUAUUCGUGACUGGUGAUGAUUUGCUGUUGGCAUUGUCCAAUGUGAAGCCUAGUGUCAGCGAUAAAGAUCGGAUGAAAUACGAGCGUUUGAAUAAAAGACUGGGCUGGUCGAAAACGGAGGAUCCGAAUAACAGCAGUGUUGAUCAGAUUGGAGUUUGA